Iphiclides podalirius (scarce swallowtail) is the source of this 423-nucleotide messenger RNA. The record is from the annotation of a GenBank genome assembly. NCBI's taxonomy places the organism in Eukaryota, Metazoa, Arthropoda, Insecta, Lepidoptera, Papilionidae.
AUGAACAGGUAUCUGGAGCCAGAUAGGCGACCGGCAGGUGCGCGGUUCCGAGGAGCUUCCUUCCCCGAAGGCCUGCUUGCCAUGCGCCGCCGCGACGCCUCCAUUGUAAUGGAGGCACGCGCUGCCCAUACCGAUCGCAGGCCUACUACGUCCGCCCGCGCCGCGGCUGCAUCGCCGAGCCGUGAUUUAUACGCUGCCCGCGGCGCUGUCCCAACUGCCCACCUGACCGGCCGCCUCGCGAUACCAUCUCCCCCACUCGCAGUGCCCGCUCGAUUGAUGCGACAGAUACCAGCAGCAACACUGAUAGCCAUGUUCAUGCCCCAAAGCACGGGCCUUCCGCCGGUGCAAGGAGCGCUCUCUCCCGUGCGCAGGGGGUGGGCGGUGCCAACGGCCGCGGUCAAGGACGAGGCUGCCGUUGCCACG